AUGGAUGCUCGAAAACUGUUUGAUGAAAACCCCAAAGGUCGAGAUAUAGUUACAUGGAACUCGAUUAUAUCUGGGUAUGUAAAAAAUGAACAAAUUCAUACUGCACAACAGUUGUUCGAUGAAAUGCCUGAGAAAGAUGUUGUUUCGUGGAACACAAUGCUUAAGGGUUUCCAACGGAUAAACGAUAUUGAGAAAUUGGUUAGUUAUUUCAAACAAAUGAUUAUGUAUGGAUUGAAACCUACAGAAUUCACCAUAGCAAUACUGAUUACUGCACUGUCAAAUGAGGAGUUUCGUAUUUUGAUACAACAGAUUCAUACACGUGUUGUUAAUCUUGGGUUGAAUUCUAGUGUAUUUGUUGGAUCGGCUUUGAUGAAAAGUUACAUGAGUAUGGGAUGUCCGGUUGCAAUAUAUCGCGUCUUUGAAGAAAUUUUGGUUAAAGAUGUUACCUCUUGGAAUGCAUUGCUUUCUGGGUAUAUGAAUUUAGGGUGUGUUGAUCAAGGUCGACGAGCUUUUGAAAUAAUGCCCGAGAGAAAUGUAGUUUCUUGGACUACUAUGGUUAACGGACUCGUUAACAAUAAGAAACUUGAUGAAGCUAGGUUUUAUUUUGAUGAAAUGCCUGAAAAAAAUGUGGUGUCAUGGACUGUUAUGAUCAGUGGGUACGAGCGAAAUGACCAGUUUGUAGAAGCAUUAGAAUUGUUUGUUUUAAUGAGGAGAUUGGGAUACUGUCCUAAUCAAAUUACAUUGUCUAGUGCCUUGAGUGCUUGUGCAGGUUUUUCGACUCUUGUAUUUGGGAUGCAAAUUCACACAAGCCUAAUAAAAUCUGGUCAGCCAGUUGACAUUAUAUUAUCAAGCACCCUUGUCGAUAUGUAUGCUAAAUGUGGGGAUAUUAAUGCUGCAAAUAGUGCUUUUGAGUUGAUACCAGAGAAGAAUUUGGGGUCGUGGAAUUCGAUCAUAGGAGGUUUUGCAGAACAUGGGCUUGGAGUGAAAGCAUUGGAGAAGUUCGAAAGUAUGAAAAAUGUGGGUGUUAGGCCAGAUGAAAUAACGUUGGUGCAUGUUCUGUCUGCGUGUGCACGUGGUGGAUUAACAGAUGAAGGUGAGAUGCACUUUGAGAAAAUGGAAAGAGAAUAUGCAGUAAAACCAGGGAUUCAGCAUUUUGCCUGUAUGGUGGAUCUUUAUGGGCGAGUAGGGCAAUUGGAGAAGGCUGUGGAAUUGAUAAGAAAAAUGCCAUUUGAACCUGAUGUUGUAAUAUGGGGAGCUUUGCUCGGAGCUUGUGGAUUGCAUUCAAGUCUGGAAGUCGGGUUGUUUGCUGCAGAAGAGAUGCACAAACUGGAACAAGAUCAUCCUGCAGUUUAUUCGUUGCUUACAAAGAUUCAAGGUGAGAAGGGAAUGUGGAAUCAAGUGACAGAGCUGAGGAACAUGAUGAAACAAAGUGGUGCUAGAAAGCAAAAAGCUGGAAGCUGGAUUGAGUCACCUACUUGA
Messenger RNA from Papaver somniferum (opium poppy), 1479 nucleotides. Its product is annotated as pentatricopeptide repeat-containing protein At4g02750-like. The transcript has a single exon. Gene Ontology annotation, biological process: RNA modification. Gene Ontology annotation, molecular function: protein binding; RNA binding. The coding region runs from base 1 to 1479 and encodes 492 amino acids. NCBI's taxonomy places the organism in Eukaryota, Viridiplantae, Streptophyta, Magnoliopsida, Ranunculales, Papaveraceae. The record is from RefSeq and is a predicted model, not a curated record.